Molecule: messenger RNA, 599 nt
Organism: Durio zibethinus
Lineage: Eukaryota; Viridiplantae; Streptophyta; Magnoliopsida; Malvales; Malvaceae
Source: RefSeq, a predicted model, not a curated record
ACUUCAAGGAUUGGACUUCUUAGUGAAAGAAGUGCCUGGUAAAAAGACAAAAACAUAUAUUGCCAUACGAGAUUCAAUGACAGCAUCUUUAUGACACUGUUGAAAAUUUGGUAUGAAAUAAGAAAUGUUUGGCAAUUUAUAGCAGAUACAGUUUAUCAUGGAAAAGCAGCAGAUAUAUGGGCUGCAGGUGUAACCCUGUAUUACAUGGUGGUAGGCUGCUAUCCUUUUCUUGCUGAUAGUGUACCUGAGACUUAUAACAAGAUUGUAAACUGUCCUUUAUUACUCCCAGAUGAACUAGAUAGAGGGCUCAAAGAACUGCUCCAAUGCCUUUUAUGUAAAGACCCUACGCUUCGAAUAACCUUGGACAUUGUUGCUGAGCAUCCAUGGGUGAUUAAAGAUGGUGCCAUAGUCCUUCCAAAGGGCUCCUGCAGUUAACCCGAAGCUUAAGUCGAUUGAUUCAUGCAAUUAUCUUAAGGGAUGGCAUAAGUCUGAGCUCCUCUCCUUAUUCCUAAGGUGCGACCUUCUUUGUAAAAAAGAAUCUCCUGCAGCUGCAAGCUUGGUAUCUGAGAUCUUGCAGCCUAAAGGCCUCAAGAAAAAAU